This is a messenger RNA of Nestor notabilis (Kea), 960 nucleotides long. It is a transcript of the gene ST3GAL2, whose product is annotated as ST3 beta-galactoside alpha-2,3-sialyltransferase 2. NCBI's taxonomy places the organism in Eukaryota, Metazoa, Chordata, Aves, Psittaciformes, Psittacidae. Gene Ontology annotation, molecular function: beta-galactoside (CMP) alpha-2,3-sialyltransferase activity. Bases 1 to 960 code for a protein of 319 amino acids. The record is from RefSeq and is a predicted model, not a curated record. The transcript has 6 exons.
AUGCUGUGCCAGAGGCGCAUGCAGGUGGUGCUGGCCCUGUGCCUGCUGCUGGUCCUGUGGCAAUGCUUCCAAGCCCCCAGGGAUGGCAUCGGCCCCUUCACUCAGGCUCCCUCCCUCCUUGAUGCCCCUGCUGCCUGCCUCACCGCCAGCACCAACGGCUCCGCGUGGUUCAAUGCCCGCUACAACCUGACCACGGGGCCUCUGCUGACAGGCACAGCCCAUGAGCUCUCCUCCGACGUGGUUCAGUGGUGGCUGACACUGCAGGGUCGCUCAAGGGUUGUCCAGCUCCAGGCCAUACUUCGGCAGCUCUUCACUGUGCUCCAGGCUCCAAGUGGCAACGUGUGGGACUCGAAUCACCGCAGGACCUGUGCGGUGGUGGGGAACUCCGGGCGGCUCAAGGGCUCUGGCCAUGGGUUGCGGAUUGAUGCUCACGACUGGGUGCUGAGGAUGAACAGGGCAAAGAUUGCUGGCUUUGAGCAGGAUGUUGGCAUGAGAACAACCCAUCACUUCAUGUACCCAGAGAGCGCAGUGAACCUUGAGCCUGGCGUCCACCUCGUCCUCGUCCCCUUCAAGCCACUGGACCUGCAGUGGGUGGCCAGCGCCUUCUCCACUGGAGAGCUCACACACACAUACACGAAAGUGAAACAGUUCAUCAAAGCUGACAGGAACAAGGUGCUGAUCCUGAGCCCAGCUUUCCUCAAGUACAUCCAUGACAACUGGACACAGCACCACGGGCGAUACCCGUCCACCGGCUUCACGGCCCUGCUCUUCGCCCUGCAUGCCUGCCAGCAGGUCUCCGUGUUUGGCUUCGGAGCAGACACCAAAGGGAAUUGGCACCACUACUGGGAGAAAAACCGCUGGUCCGGAGCCUUCCGCAGGACGAGGGUCCACGACGCUGACGUCGAAUUCAGCCUCAUCGAGAGACUGGCAGCUGAAGGCAGGAUUUUAUUCUACAGAUGA